GCUAGUACUCAAUUUCAGGUAGAAAACAUGAGCGGCUAGCCUCAGCCAGGGGCAAAAUCGGGGUAUAUUGUUACAUUUUGUCUGUCUUUGGGCGACACAAGAUGGCAGCGAGCACAGAAGCCCCGGAGCCCUGGUAUCUAGCCCUGCUGGGCUUUGCAGAACAUUUCCGCACAUCGAGUCCGCCGAAGAUCCGUCUGUGCGUCCACUGUCUGCAGGCAGUGUUUCAGUUCAAGCCGCCUCCGAGGGUCGAGGCCCGGACUCACCUGCAGCUGGGCUCGGUGCUGUACCGGCACACAAAGAACAGCGAGCUGGCCCAGAGUCACCUGGAGAAAGCGUGGUUCAUAUCACAACAUAUCUCCCAAUUUGAAGAUGUGAAGUUUGAAGCAGCAAGUAUCCUAUCAGAGUUCUACUGUCAACAGAACUUGGUGGACUCUGCAAAACCAGUGUUGCGGAAGGCCAUCCAGAUCUCACAGCAAACUCCCUACUGGCACUGCAGACUACUGUUUCAGCUGGCACAACUACACGCACUAGAGAAGGACUUGGUAUCUGCCUGUGAUCUCCUCGGAGUCGGAGCAGAAUACGCAAGAGUCAUGGGCUCAGAGUAUACAAGAGCUCUGUUUUUGCUCAGUAAAGGAAUGCUGCUACUGAUGGAGCGGAAGCUGAGCGAGGUGCACCCUCUGCUGACGCUGUGUGGGACCAUUGUAGAAAACUGGCAGGGAAACCCCAUUCAGAAGGAAUCCCUCAGGGUCUUUUUCCUGGUGCUGCAGGUUACACACUACCUGGAUGCUGGACAGGUAAAGAGUGUGAAGCCGUGUCUGAAGCAGCUCCAGCAGUGUAUCCAGACCAUCUCUACUCUCCACGAUGAUGAGAUCCUUCCCACUAAUCCAGCAGCUCUCUUUCACUGGCUGCCAAAAGAGCACAUGUGUGUGCUUGUGUACCUGGUGACAGUGAUGCACUCCAUGCAGGCGGGCUACUUGGAGAAGGCACAGAAGUACACAGACAAAGCUCUCAUGCAGCUGGAGAAGCUGAAGAUGCUGGACAGCAAUCCCAUCCUGUCUACGUUCCAAGUCAUUCUGCUGGAGCACAUCAUUAUGUGCCGGCUGGUCACCGGACACAAGGCCACAGCCUUACAAGAGAUUUCUCAGGUUUGUCAGCUUUGCCAACAGUCUCCCAGGCUGUUUACAAAUCAUGCUGCUCAGCUUCACACACUACUGGGACUCUACUGUAUCUCAGUGAACUGCAUGGAUAAUGCUGAGGCUCAGUUCACAGCUGCUCUACAGAUGACAACGCACCAGGAACUGUGGACUUUUAUUGUGACCAACCUGGCCAGUGUCUACAUCCGGGAAGGCAACAGACACCAAGAGCUGUACAGCCUUCUAGAGAGAAUUAAUCCUGAUCACAACUUUCCCGUCAGCUCUCAUUGCCUGCGAGCUGCAGCGUUUUACAUCAGAGGGCUACUGUCUUUCUUCCAGGGUCGUUACAAUGAGGCCAAAAGAUUUCUCAGGGAGACCCUGAAGAUGUCUAAUGCUGAGGAUCUAAACAGGCUGACUGCCUGCUCCCUGGUCCUGCUGGGUCACAUCUUCUUUGUCCUGGGCAACCACAGGGAAAGUAACAAUAUGGUGGUUCCUGCGAUGCAGCUGGCCAGCAAGAUCCCAGACAUGUCUGUGCAGCUUUGGUCCUCUGCACUCCUCAAAGAUCUGAACAAGGCUUGUGGAAACACAAUAGAUGCCCACGAGGCAGCUCAGAUGCACCAGAACUUUUCCCAGCAGCUCCUGCAGGACCACAUCGCAGCCUGUAGCCUCCCUGAGCACAACCUCAUCAGUUGGACAGACGGCCUCCCCCCCGUCCAGUUCCAGCCUCAGAACGGACCUGCUACCAGCCUGGCCUCCCUGCUCUGAGAACAAAAUCCCACGCUGACUAAGAAAAGGAGACACAGAGGAGCAACUGCAGGGAAAUGACAUAAAACAGAUGAACAGAAAAAACGAGAAGCAGCUGAUGAAGGGGUAAGAGGAAGAGGAGGCACGAUAAUGAACAGUGUCAUUUGGCAGGCUUCCACUCAGUGCAUUCCUUUAACUAUUUGGGGCACUGGGGCAUCAUGAAUGGAUUUUAGGGAAUUUAAUGUUUUUGGAAAGUAAAAGGUGUCAAGGGCACAUUUGUAUCACGCUGACACAGUUUGAAGUGGUUGUAAUAGUUUGUUCUACUAGAUCAAAAACAAAUUGGAGGAAAGGUUAUAUGAGAAGAUUGAUACCACUUGUAAAUAUGAAGCGUCUGCCAGCGGCCAGUUCGCUUAGCUUACCACAGAGACUCUCCAAACAGGAGGAAACAGCCGGUGUGAGUUUUAAUAAGCUUUGUAGGUGCUGGUAACAUGGCCAGCGUCUGGGUUUUUUCCAUCCUGGUGCUAAGGGGGAGCUUGACCAGUACAUGAGUUACAUACACAUAGAGACAGACAACCAUUCACGCUCACAUUCACACCUACGGCCAAUUUAGCAUCACCAAUUAAGCCUAGCCUGCAUGUCUUUGGCCUGUGGGAGGAAGCUGGAGUACCCAGAGAAAACCCAUGCACACAUGCAGGCUCUGCACAGAGGGUUUGAAACCAGGAACCAGGGACCCUGUUGCUGUGAGGCGACAUUGCUAACCACCGCACCACCACGCUGCCCUUAUAAAAAAUGGCUUCAGGGUGCUUAACUAGGGCUACACAAAUUUGUGAUGUGGCUAUAGCAACCUCUAGCCCCCCUACAGCACUGUGCCUGGCUGGUUGGUGGAUUUUAUUACCUGUGGACGGAUCCAGUCUAGCUCUUACACCUGUAGAGUGUUCCAGGGGUGACAUUUUCCUGUAGCCUCUUGCGGAAGUAAUCGUCACCCUGGUUCCAUCCUCAAAAGGUCUGGGAGAUUUUUUCCAUUUAGUUAUGGAUUAUUGUAGAAAAUAAGCUCCAUGGCAAACAAACUUUUAUGAUACUUUUUUUGUUCAGUGAGAUAAUCUUCACAAACGAGCACCACUUUUAUGAUUUUUGAAGCCUAAAUGCAAUCACCAGAGUAAAAAGCUAACGUUAUAGAUAUAAAUGAACUACGCCAUAGUCACAUGACUUAACAUCCCUACCACAAUGAGGCUGUAAAGCAGCGUGUGGCGUGUUGACGUUCUGCAGUCUCAUUUAACCGCCUUUUUUAAGACACUUUAAAGCUUCAAAGUGGGGUAUUUAGUGAUGUAUUUAAUGUCGUAGAACAAAACAUGAAAGUCUCUAAAGCUUGUCUUAACCACAGAGCUUAGUUCAGGCAUCUAACAAAAACCCAUGACUUUGAAAUGAGAAAACCGGGAGUGCAGAAAUGCUAACUCAUUUUUGGGUUUUAGGGCUCAUUCCUGGACAACUCUAUUUCCAGUCAUUGUGCUAAGCUAAGCUAGUCAGCUACUGACAUUAACAUAUUUACCGUACAAACAUGAGAGGGGUGUCUACAUUCUCAUCUAACUCUUGGCAAGAAAGCAGUCAUCAUAUCUGCCGUUGCCGCUGGAUUGCGGCGUAUCUUGGCAUGUUACCACCACCUGUUGAUCAGUGUGACACCACUGGUAGGACUGUGUAUCACAUGUGCGCCUGCAUGCAUGAGAUAAACAAGAGAAAAACACCUCUGUAGCACAACAAGAGGUCAGACACUCCACAGGGAACCUUUAAAUUCAAGCGAUUUGUCCCGCUCAUUCAGCUCCCCUUUUAACUCUUUACAGCACAAUUAUCAUGGAGAUAUUUUUAUUUUGGAAGAACAUUAAAGAAGCUUAAAUUAGUGUUGAAUUUAAACCAUCCAUUGGGAAAAAAAACAGUCAAAUAUGACUAAAUUAUGAUGCAAUGCAUGAACACUUGUCUUUUUAAAACACUGUUUGGCACGUUCUGAUACACAGUAUUAGUUAGGAUACAUUUGGAUAUACAGUUUACUAUAUAUCUGUAAUGAUCUUAAUGUAGUGUAGUGGUAUGUCUGAUAUGUACUUGGUGGUUCAGUUGACAGCUGCACAUGUAGUUUAUCCACUGACGAGCAUUAAUUAUAUUAAAGACAAUUUAAUAUAUUAGAUUUACUAGACCCAGAAACCAGCUAACCAUUUUAUAUAAAGGCAAAGACUGGCUUGCUUCACACCCAGUAGUAUUAAUUAAUGUUUUGAAGGUAUGAAAUGUACUUUAAACAUGUUUUAAGACUGUGAUGCAGCAAAGAAAAAAGUAUUUGGAUCAUUUUUGACACUGCAGUUCACUGGACUCGCUGCCUGGCCCUUUUACUCUCACUGUGCUGUAUGUUUAUAUGCUGUGCACAUUUAGCGGGGAGUCAAGGAACCAGUAAUAAUAAGACAACAAUAAUAACGAUAUGACUGUUACCUGUUUGCACAUAAUGUUUCAUGAUGAAACUCACAUUUUUAUCUUUUCCACUGACACAUUUUGGAGUAUUAGUUUUACUCAUUUCUUCCAGAUGAUGGCGGCAUAAAUCUGUAUUUAAAUAGUUAUUUAAUUUUGUUCAUCAUUACACCUGAUGCAGUUGUUGUUUGCCAUUAAUGCUGAUUAAUGUUUGAUAUAUUAUCAAAUAACUGGUAGGACUGUUGAUUUAGGACACUAAUGUAGGAAUGGUACAUUUUUAGUUGUAUCUAGUAAAGACACUCAUCACAUAAACUAUUGAGUUUGGUCAUCAAAGUAAUUACUGCAGUAAAAACUACAAUAUGGAUGCCAUUUAUUGUAUCAGCAUUUUACUGUAUGCUAUAAAGCAGAAUGUUUAAUUUGUGUUUUCUCUCUCUUGUCAUUUUAAUCUCAACACAUCUAUGACUUUUUAUAAAUAAAAAUUCAAAAGUAGA
Epinephelus moara (kelp grouper) is the source of this 4813-nucleotide messenger RNA. RefSeq names its product MAU2 sister chromatid cohesion factor (gene mau2). Bases 102 to 1898 code for a protein of 598 amino acids. Gene Ontology annotation, biological process: mitotic sister chromatid cohesion; maintenance of mitotic sister chromatid cohesion. NCBI's taxonomy places the organism in Eukaryota, Metazoa, Chordata, Actinopteri, Perciformes, Serranidae. The transcript is spliced from 19 exons. Gene Ontology annotation, molecular function: double-stranded DNA binding; protein binding. Gene Ontology annotation, cellular component: chromatin; SMC loading complex. The record is from RefSeq and is a predicted model, not a curated record.